CUGGGGUUGGCGGGAGCGCACCGCAUUCGGCUGCGGGAACGGAAAGCCACAGAGCGCCGCAGUAGGCGGGUGAGAGGGAGUGCUUCCGGCAUUACGACUUCGAGGGAAGUUUCUUGGUUUUGUUUUCUUUAGAGCGUGGUGGUAAAGGGAUACGUGGAUACGUCUUAAGGUGUAGUCCUGGUCAAGUUCGAACUCUUGGCAGUCCUGUCUUCUCAGCCUCCUAAAUGCUAGGAUUCUAGGCAUAAGCCUCCAGGCCUGGCCUGGGUAGCUUCGUAACAGUAGGAUGAGGGCUCUUCCUAGAAGGCUGAGUAGAACGGGAUGUAACAAAUCGAGCCCUCAUUGCGCUGUAUGCAGGCACUUGGAGAUAAAGAAUAAUCAAACAGCAAAGCAAAGAGUUCGUCUUAUGCCACUUUCCUGUAAGAAAAGGUAUUUAGAGCCGGGCGGUGGUAGCAAACACCUUUAAGCCCAGCAUUUGGGAGGCAGAGACAGGCGGAUCACUGUGAGUUCGAGGCCAUUCUGAUCUACACAGCGAGUUCCAGGAUCAGCCAAGGUGGUUGCACAGAAAAACCCUGUCUCAAAACAACACCAGCCUUUAGCCAGGCGGGAUAGCGCAUUGCAGCUCUGCUUCCAGCACUCCCGAGGCAGAGGCUACCAGUUGUCAGGCUUGGCAGGAUGCCCCUUCAUCUGCUGAGCCCUCUCCCGGCUGGUGAAGUCUGCUGCUGUUGAGGGACUGCCAUGAGUUGUGUGACCUUCCCUUCCAGCAGACAGCUCUGACAUGUCAUUUGAGGAGCUGUUGGCGUUGCAGAGCCAAGGGGGACCCAAGGCGUGCAAACAGUUGGCUGGAAGAAGCGCUCCGAAGCAAAGCCCCCGACAGCCUGUGUGUGUUGCCGAUAAGCACCGGCCUCUGGAAAUGUCAGCCAAAGUCCGAGUGCCAUUCUUACGUCAGGUUGUUCCCAUCAGUAAAAAGGUAGCCCGGGACCCCCGCUUUGAUGAUCUGUCCGGGGAGUAUAACCCCGAGAUAUUUGACAAGACUUACCAAUUCCUGAACGAUAUCCGAGCCAAGGAGAAAGUGCUUGUGAAAAGGCAGUUGAAGAAGCGCCGAUCAGGGGAGGAGCGUGAGAAGCUGCAGCAGCUGCUUCGGCGAAUGGAACAGCAAGAGAUGGCACAGCAGGAACGAAAGCAGCAGCAGGAACAGCGCCUGGCCUUGAAGCAGGAGAGGCGGGCUCUGGCACAGCAGGGCCAUCGGCCCUACUUCCUGAAGAAAUCUGAGCAACGCCAGUUGGCCCUAGCUGAGAAGUUCAAGGAGCUGAAACGCAGCAAGAAGUUGGAGAGUUUCCUGAGCCGAAAGAGGCGCCGAAAUGCGGGCAAGGACAGGAAGCAUCUCCCUUUGAGCAAUUAGUACUAAGGAACUGUCCCAGAGAGACCUGGGUCUGUGGGACAAGUCUGGGGUUGGCCAGUUCUGGUUCUUCCCUGGUGAAAGGCAAGCAUCAUACUCCCCCUGAACUAGGCUGCCUCAGAGGACUGGCGUGCUGCGCCCCUGGGUAUGCUAGGGCUGUCCAGCCACAGAAGCCCGGCCUUCCGUCAUGUCACAGUGCCUUCUCAGACUCGUUCAUCAUGGUCUCGUUCUCCUUCCAUUCUUUCCUUAUGACAUGGGGUAUGUUCAUGGCUCCAGGGAAGGGACUUCACGGAAGACCCACUCUGACAACAUGCUUGUUACUCAUUG
Molecule: messenger RNA, 1723 nt
Organism: Arvicola amphibius (Eurasian water vole)
Lineage: Eukaryota; Metazoa; Chordata; Mammalia; Rodentia; Cricetidae
Gene: Rrp36
Product: ribosomal RNA processing 36
Exons: 7
Coding region: 776-1399 (207 amino acids)
Biological process (GO): maturation of SSU-rRNA from tricistronic rRNA transcript (SSU-rRNA, 5.8S rRNA, LSU-rRNA)
Cellular component (GO): 90S preribosome; nucleolus
Source: RefSeq, a predicted model, not a curated record